AGGAUGGGGAGUUGUCCCACAAGUCGAUGGAGAUUGAUUGUCAAGGGGCGAAAAGAAGAGUGAAAAAGGGAAAAAUUGAUUCAUUCUGAUUGCAGGAUAAGAGAGAGAAAAGCCAAGCACUAGGAAGAAGACCAGAAAAAGAAAAAGAAAAAAAAAUAGGAGGCCAAGAGGGCGACGAUGAUGAAGCCGAGUCCAGGAUCCACGGAGAAGUCAAGCCGACCAGAGGGGGCAGUGCGAUGGGGAGAGGGAUUAUUAUUAGCGGGGAUGGGGAUCAUGAGAAACCAUUGCAGGUACGUCCAAGGAUGAAUUGAUAGUUUUGACGAUGGUUGCGAUGAUGGAGGUGGUGAUGAUCGCAGUGGUGGUGAGGGCAAGAAGAAGACUGGAGAUAAGAGGAUGUGAUGCAUCACGAGACAGACAAUAUGGAUUGUCGCAGCACACAAUAACGGCCAGAUCCUCAACAAUCCGCAAUAUCUUCAUUAUUCUCCAUGGAAUAAAGAAUAAAUUAAUGGGCAUUCUUAUCAGUGGCACUUUUGACUAUUACAACUUAGUCAAAACGGCAGAGAUAAGACGAUUGAUCGUCCUUUUGACGGAACUUUAUGCUCUGCUAGUAUUCUUGUAUGGAGUGGCAUUUGGCUGUUUAUCAACAAUCCAAUGGAUGCGCAACCCUGUAAGACAGUGCAAAUCAUCUAAAGGCAUAUAAUAAAUAUCAUUACAAUCUAUGCAGGAAAAGAAAAGAAGAGA
This is a messenger RNA of Aspergillus wentii DTO 134E9, 741 nucleotides long. RefSeq lists its product as uncharacterized. NCBI's taxonomy places the organism in Eukaryota, Fungi, Ascomycota, Eurotiomycetes, Eurotiales, Aspergillaceae. The record is from RefSeq and is a predicted model, not a curated record. The coding region runs from base 323 to 700 and encodes 125 amino acids. The transcript has a single exon.